Messenger RNA from Budorcas taxicolor (takin), 411 nucleotides. Its product is annotated as keratin, high-sulfur matrix protein, IIIA3-like. Lineage: Eukaryota; Metazoa; Chordata; Mammalia; Artiodactyla; Bovidae. The transcript has a single exon. Gene Ontology annotation, cellular component: keratin filament. The coding region runs from base 1 to 411 and encodes 136 amino acids. The record is from RefSeq and is a predicted model, not a curated record.
AUGACCGGCUCCUGCUGCGGCCCCACCUUCUCCUCCCUCAGCUGUGGCGGAGGCUGCCUCCAGCCCUGCUGCUACCGCGACCCCUGCUGCUGCCGCCCAGUGUCCUGCCAGACCACCGUGAGCCGCCCCGUGACCUGCGUGCCCCGCUGCACGCGCCCCAUCUGCGAGCCCUGCCGCCGCUCGGUCUGCUGCGACCCCUGCAGCCUGCAGGAGGGCUGCUGCCGCCCCAUCACCUGCUGCCCCACGUCCUGCCAGGCCGUGGUCUGCCGCCCCUGCUGCUGGGCCACCACGUGCUGCCAGCCCGUCUCUGUGCAGUCCCCGUGUUGCCGCCCCACCUGCUGCCAGCCGGCCCCCUGCCGCACCACCUGCCGCACCACCUGCCGCACCUGCAGGACCUCCCCCUGCUGCUGA